Molecule: messenger RNA, 4137 nt
Organism: Talpa occidentalis (Iberian mole)
Lineage: Eukaryota; Metazoa; Chordata; Mammalia; Eulipotyphla; Talpidae
Gene: RECQL4
Product: RecQ like helicase 4
Exons: 23
Coding region: 1-3843 (1280 amino acids)
Biological process (GO): telomere maintenance; double-strand break repair via homologous recombination
Cellular component (GO): chromosome; nucleus; cytoplasm
Molecular function (GO): 3'-5' DNA helicase activity; zinc ion binding; nucleic acid binding
Source: RefSeq, a predicted model, not a curated record
AUGGAGCGGCUGCGGGCCGUGCGGGCGCGCCUGCGGGCCUGGGAGCUCGACUUCGGGCGGCGGCGCGGGCGCCGGCCGGGACGGGCGGACGUGGAGGCGGCGUGCGAGGAGACCCGCGCGCUCUACCGGGAGUACCGCGCCCUGAAGGAGGCCCGGGGCCAGGCCGGCGGCGGCGACCCCCAGCAGGCGCUUCCCGCGGCGGCAGAGGACAGGUGCCGGGUGCUGGAGGGGGCGCGCGGCAUAGGGGGAGGCCUACCUCGUGGAGAACGAGGGCCAGGCCCCCUCUCCUGGCGGGGACCUUGGGGGGGAGCUGGAGACACCUCUGCACCCCCCACCCACCCCCAUUGCACCCACACCCCUUCUCUCCAGCAGGUGCCAGAGCCCAGCUGCUGGGGGCCCCACCUGAACAGGGCUGCGGCCCGGGUUACCCCGCCCUCGCCAGGGCUGAGCACCCUGGGGGCCCAGCUGGACUACGGAGAGAGGCUUAAGGCCAACUUAAAGGGCAACUUGCAGGUAGAGGUCAAGGUUGGGAAAAGCCGGAGCCAUCUACACCGGCCUCUGAGGAGAAUCGCAUCCAAGAAGCCCUCCCCAGGGCCACCAGGGACAGAGGCAGCCCCCGACUCUCCAGAGGAAGCCAGCCAGGCGCUCACCCAGCCCCCAGGUCCCCAGCUGAGGCCCGGCCGGCUCCAGCAGCUGCGGGCGUCCCUGAGCCUGCGGCUGAGCUCCCUGGACCCAGGCUGGCUGGAGCGAUGUCAAGGCGAGACCCUCCCGUCUGGCUUGCCUGCGCAGAAGCCCCAGUCCCUGACCGCCACAGUUUCAUCUGGCCUCUGUCCCGGCACUGGCCCCGAGGUGCACCUGCAGAGCCCAGAGCUUGCCACCCCACAGAACACUGGCCCCGAGGCGCCCCUACAGGACCCAGAGCUUGCCACCCCACAGAACACUGGCCCCGAGACGCCCCUACAGGGCCCAGAGCUUGCCACCCCACAGGUUAGCUUGGUCAGCACGGAGGUUCCCCAUCCUGGCAGCAGCCGAGGCAAGAAGCGGCGUUGGAGCAGAGCAGCUGAGGGGAGCCCCAUGCAGGUCCCGCAGGACAGUGGACAAAUGGAAUCCUCGCAGGGCACAAGGAGACAUGCAGGGCACAAGGAGACAUGGGUCCCCCGAGAUCCCACAAACCCCAGGCCCGCUGCCCGGGUCACAGGUAAUUACGUGCGGCUCCACAUGAAGCAGAGGCGCUACACGCGGGGCACUAUGCACAGCAGGCUCCUCCGCAGGCAGGUGUGGAAACAGAAGUGGCAGAAGAAAGCUUAUCUUGUGGGGCAUCGGUCUGGGGCCACAGCCGAGGCAUCUUGUUUCCAGUGUGGGCAGCUUGGCCACUGGGCAUCCCGGUGCCCCCAGCGGGAACCUGCCUCGGCACCCCCAAAGGCGGUUGGAGGAGCGGAGGGUGGCAGGCAGAUGCCGUUCACAUUGGAGGAAGGAGCCCGGGAGCCAGGCGUUGCCUCCCACUACGUAGCAGAGGGCAAGGAAGACACAGAGCCUCCUGAGUCUGAACCCUUGGGGCCCGCGGAGCCCUGCUUGCCCCAGCCUGUGCCGCCCCUCUACCCACUGGGACCCUCGGGGCAGGUGGCAGAGACCCCGGCGGAGGUGUUUCAGGCCCUGCGGCAACUGGGGCACCAGGCCUUCCGCCCUGGGCAGGAACAGGCGGUCAUGCGGGUGUUGUCUGGCCUGUCCACACUGCUCGUGCUGCCCACGGGCGCUGGCAAGUCCCUAUGCUAUCAGCUCCCUGCUGUGCUCUACGCCCGGCGCCAACCUUGCCUAGCAUUGGUCGUCUCGCCCCUCUUGUCUCUCAUGGAUGAUCAGAUGUCUGGGCUGCCCCGGGGCCUAGGGGCGGCGUGCGUCCACUCAGGCAUGACCAGGCAGCAGCGAGAGGCCGUCUGGAAAAAGGUCCAGGCAGCCAAAGUGCAGGUGCUGAUGGUGUCGCCUGAGACACUUGUGGGGCCUGGGGGCACCAGCCACCUCCCCCAACUCCCCCCCAUCUCCUUUGCCUGCCUGGACGAGGCCCACUGUCUCUCUCAGUGGGCCCACAACUUCCGGCCCUGCUACCUGCGAGUCUGUAAGGUGCUGCGGGAACAGCUGGGUGUGCGCUGCUUCCUGGGCCUCACAGCCACGGCCACACGCCGCACCGCCCGGGACGUGGCCCAGCACCUGGGGGUGGCUGGGGAGGCGGGCCUUGAGCGGCCGGCUGCCGUUCCCAGCAACCUGCACCUCUCUGUGUCCAUGGACAGGGAUCCCAACCAGGCCCUGGUGACCCUGCUGCGCAGUGACCGCUUCCAAGCUCUGGACGCCAUCAUUAUCUACUGCGUCCGGCGGGAGGACACGGAGCGGGUGGCUGCCCUGCUGCGCACCUGCCUGCCUGCAGCUAGGGGCCCGGGGUCUGGAGGUCACGGCCCAGAGGAGGUCGCCGAGGCCUACCACGCUGGCAUGUGUGCCCAGGAGCGGAAGCGGGUGCAGCGGGCCUUCAUGGGGGGCCGACUGCGCAUGGUGGUGGCCACGGUGGCCUUCGGGAUGGGGCUGGACCGGCCGGACGUGCGGGCUGUGCUGCACCUGGGGCUGCCCCCGAGCUUGGAGAGCUACGUGCAGGCAGUGGGCCGGGCCGGGCGCGACGGGCAGCCGGCGCAUUGCCACCUCUUCCUGCAGCCCCAGGGUGAGGACCUGCGCGAGUUGCGCAGGCAUGUGCACGCUGAGGCCACCGAUUUCCUGGCCAUGAAGAGGCUGGUGCAGCAAGUUUUUCCACCCUGCCCUUGCAUCCAGCCGCUUGGUGGGCAGGAGGGCAGGGACAGGCCCGAGGCCCAGGCUGCCUGGACCUCGUCCCCACCUGAGACCAAGCACCCCAGCCACAGACCCGCAGCCCAGUGCCCGGGUCACAGGCGGGCGCUCCCGAUGCAGCCCACUACGGAAGCACUGGACAUGCCCCCAGAGGCUGUGGAGACGCUGUUGUGCUACCUCGAGCUGCAUCCGCAGCGCUGGCUACAGCUGCUGCCGCCCACCUACACACGCUGCCGCCUGCACUGCCCCGGCGGCCCUGCUGAAGUUCAGACCCUGGCCCGCAGAUGCGCCACUCUGGCCACGGGCCUGGCCUGCCAGCCACUUGAGACCCAGAGCAGGGGCGGCGUGUCCGUGGAGUUUGAUGUGGUGCAGCUGGCGGACUCCAUGGGCUGGGAGCUGGCCCCUGUGCGGCAGGCGCUCCGCCGGCUGCAGCGGGACCCAGAGCCCAGCACAGGUGGCCGCACAGACCCCGGGGUGCGGGUCGAGUUCAGGGAGCUGGCCUUCCACCUGCGCAGCCGUGGGGAUUUGACAGCCGAGGAGAAGGAUCAGAUCUGUGACUUUCUGUACGGCCGCGUGUGUGCUCGCGAGCGGGUGUCUCUGGCGCGGCUACACCACGCCUUCCAGUUGUUCCACAGCGUCGCCUUCCCCAGCUGCGGACCCUGCCUAGAGCAGGCUGACCAGGAGCGAAGCGCCAGGCUCAAGGCACUGCUCGGCCGCUACUUCGAGGAAGAGGAGGACCCAGGGAUCCUGGAGGAGGAGCCCGGGCCGGGGCCAGGCCAGGCCGAGCUGCACGGCUGGGAGGACCAGGUCCGCAGGGACACCCGCCACCUCCUGUCUGCGUGGCCAGAGCAGCAGUUCUCGGGCAGGGCGGUGGCCCGCAUCUUCCAUGGCAUCGGAAGCCCCCGCUACCCGGCCCAGGUGUACGGGCGGGACCGGCGGUUCUGGAGGAAGUACUUGCACCUGAGCUUCCAUGCACUUAUGCACCUGGCCACAGAGGAGAUCCUGGCACGGACCUGCUGACCACCCAAGCAGGCAGGCGUCAGAGCAGGGAGCAGGAGUGCAGCUCCCACAGCCCUAGUGGGAACCAGCACCCCCAAAACACAGAAUAAAGACAAUGAAGUAGCUUUUAAUGCCCCUGUGUGGUGCGGCACGCAGUCCGGGGACAGCUUUGCGGGCCACGUCUUGAGCAGCCCGGCCUUGGCAGUUCAGUCCGGGGAGCCGGGCACAAGGCCCAGGUAGAGGAGCGGCGUGGCCGUGAGGGCGAGGAAGGAGAAGAAGCAGCGCUGCAGGCCCAGGCUAUCUGCCAGGGCCCCC